CCUGCGAUUGCGAUAACGAUCACCCGAAAGCCUACCGACCCGAGUCAACGACCGAUCUGGCCUUCGAGCCGUGCCAGGUGGAGACAAGACGGACCAGGGUAAACGGCGUUGGUGGUGGCAGAUCAAGAUGUUUUCGUCACGACGUGUCGAGCCGCCUUCGGCGCCGAGGCCACCUUCGAGCUCUCAGAGCAAAAGCUUCUCCAAGUCCGGGAGACACCGGAGAGCAAGUUCGUCCGUCACCAAGGAAGCCGGUAUCUCCAAGAGGUCUCUUGAACCCGGCUCCCGCCGCCGCGCCGGCACCGUCUCCAAUUCGGGUCCCUCCGACUCUACACCCAAUGUCUCGGCCAUCGUCACCCUCGUUGUUGGCCAGGAGCAGAGGAUCUUCGCCGCCCACGAGAAUGUCCUUUCCGCCUCGCCGUUCUUCCAGACCGUCCUGCAAAAUCAGAUGAUGGACUCGCAAACCAAGAAGAUCUCGCUGCCCGAUGAAGAGCCCGAAGUCUUCUCGUCCGUUCUCGAGUAUUUGUACAAGGGCGACUAUUAUCCACGUCUCGUCCACAACAAGAAGCGGAACUCGUGGGAGUUGGAACAGGCAGGCGAGGAUGGCCGCUCCGAGGCCACCAUCCAUCAUCACAGUAUUGAGGGCGAGUUGUUGAAGGACACCGCCAUCUAUUGCGCUGCCGAUAAGUACGGCCUGGAGGAGCUGAAGCGUAUCUCUCUGCGCAAGCAGGGCCUUCAAUCCGGUAUCCAAGCCAGCACCAUCCUGACCUCUGCUCGCUAUGCCUACGCCAACACUCCCGAUACGGACUCCAAGCUGCGGGCACACUACUUGGCUCUCAUCAUCCGCAGCCGCAGCACCUUCAAACGGAGCGGCACGAUGCAACUUGAGAUGUUCAACGGCGGCAGCCAGCUCUUCUUCGACUUGUUUGUUGCCUUGUGCAAUCAUGUCGAUGACAUCUCUAGUGCUGCCUCGACGCCUCGCACUCCUCGCAGUGGGCGCCCGUUCUAAAUCCUCACUUUUCUUUUCUCUCUUCUGUGAUACCCGACACCCCUCAACAAAACAACGAUACCUGCCCCGCUCGUGUUCUCGACUCUGCGAUGGAUGAUGCUUCAUACCCCUGCCUCCUUCGAUUCUAAUUGUUUACGCACACGGAUUUUUACGAUUAAUACGCUCUAAUCUUUUUUUGGGUUCGGCUGGGGCAUAGACAUUUCCAUCAUCGUUUUCAUGGUUUUGGCGCAGGGAUGGGCUCGGCUAAGUCUGCUUUUAAUCGCAUGGGGUGGUGUUGUGUUUUUGCUUUGGCCUUUUUCUCAAGAACCCAGACUUGUACAACAGCUUAA
Chaetomium strumarium is the source of this 1335-nucleotide messenger RNA. RefSeq lists its product as uncharacterized. The transcript is spliced from 3 exons. The coding region runs from base 128 to 1006 and encodes 292 amino acids. The record is from RefSeq and is a predicted model, not a curated record. Gene Ontology annotation, molecular function: protein binding. NCBI's taxonomy places the organism in Eukaryota, Fungi, Ascomycota, Sordariomycetes, Sordariales, Chaetomiaceae.